Salvia miltiorrhiza (redroot sage) is the source of this 3373-nucleotide messenger RNA. Its product is annotated as putative pentatricopeptide repeat-containing protein At3g47840. Bases 540 to 2657 code for a protein of 705 amino acids. Gene Ontology annotation, biological process: RNA modification. The record is from RefSeq and is a predicted model, not a curated record. NCBI's taxonomy places the organism in Eukaryota, Viridiplantae, Streptophyta, Magnoliopsida, Lamiales, Lamiaceae. The transcript has a single exon. Gene Ontology annotation, molecular function: RNA binding; protein binding.
AAAUAACGACUUUAUUGGACCUCAACCGCCAAAAGUAAAGUCGCCUCUUCUCUCAAUUUUUGGCAAUGCAGUUAACUAGUAUUAUUUGGUUGCUAAUUUUUCUUAUAUUAAAUAUUCGAAUCAAAAUACUCUGCUUAGAUAGUUCCACCUUAAAAGCAAAGUGAUAUAUUAACACAAGCACUCCCAGCAGAAAUCCCAAAAUUAUGCUCCUAUAUUCCUCCAUAAAGUUUCCCUAUUUAAUUUUAGGAUCUCGAUUUUAUAAAUGCAUACACCAGAUCUCUUAUUUUCUACAUAAAAACAAUAAUUAUGUGUGGGCCAUACUAAUUAUAAACUUAAAAUAAAUUUAGGGUGAGUGUAAAUUUAAGAUUGAAUUUAGGUAUGUGUAAAUUUUUUUUGUGGGCCCCAUCUAAUUUAGGGGAUCUGCUGGAUGCAUUUUUUUAUCUCAUUUUCAAUUGUUUUAGCCUAAAUUUAGAGUUAGUGAUGCAUUUAGGUGAUCUGUUGGGAGUGCUCAAGUUAAUUGGUGAGUCUAUUUUACGGUGAUGGUGUUAUCGUUGAGGCCACUUAUUACAAGAAGAUUAUAUAACAAGUCAUGCUUAGCUUACGCUGAUUCCACACAAUUUUGUUUGCGGGAAGAAGGUAGAGUCUUUGAAGCCGUGGAAACCAACAUGCUGCAGCUCAACUCACAGCUCAAGGAACUCGUAAAAGCUGGCCACUUGAGAAGCGCCCGUAACAUGUUUGAUGCUUUGCCUCACAGAGAUGAGAUAUCUUGGACGACUAUGAUCUCGGGCUACGUGAAUGCCUCCGAUUCAUCUCAAGCCUUGUCUCUGUUUUCCAAAAUGUGGGUCAUCCCGAAUUCCCGAAUGGACGACUUCCUUCUCAGCCUUGCUCUCAAGGCGUGUGGGCUGAAUGUGAAUCUCAAGUUUGGAGAGACGUUGCACGCCUAUUCGGUCAAAACUGGUUUCGUCAACUCUGUUUUUGUUGGGAGCGCACUGCUUGAUAUGUACAUGAAGAAUGGUAGAGUCUUCGACGGUUGUAGAUUCUUUGAUGAGAUGCCGUUGAGAAAUGUAGUGUCUUGGACUGCCAUCAUCACGGGGCUUGUUCGUGGUGGUUUUAGCUUGCAGGGACUUUCUUAUUUCGCUGACAUGUGGAGGGACGGCGUUGAGCAUGAUUCUUAUACAUUCGCCAUCGCGUUGAAGGCCUGUGCUGAUUUGCAGCUCUUGAAACAUGGCAAGGAGAUUCAUGCUAGGACAAUAAAGAAUGGUGUAGAUACAACCUCAUAUGUGGUUAAUAGCCUUGCCUCCAUGUAUAACAAGUGUGGGAAUCUGGCUUAUGGUUUGCAUCUGUUUGAAAACAUGAGUAAACCUGACGUGGUUUCUUGGACGUCUGUGAUAAAUACGUAUGUUCAGACAGGGAGUGAUCAUCAGGGAAUCCAGGCUUUCGUGAGGAUGAGAGAGUGCGGUGUAUGUCCUAAUGAGUACACUUACGCAGCAGUGAUUUCUGGCGUUGCAAACGUUGCAAGAAUUGUUUGGGGUCGACAAUUGCAUGCACUGGUUUUGCAGGGGGGUCUUGUAGAUUCAUUAUCCGUAGCGAAUUCGCUCAUGACAAUGUAUUCAAAAUGUGGGCAGACUAAUUCAGCUUCAGCAAUCUUUCAUGAAAUGACCAGAAGAGAUAUAAUUUCUUGGAGUACCAUUAUUGCAGGUCAUGCUCAAGGGGGUUACGGAGAGGAGGCCCUCGAACUCCUAUCGUGGAUGAGGAGGGAGGGGCCAAAGCCGACUGAAUUCGCUCUUUCUAGUGUACUCAGUGUCUGUGGGAGUAUGGCCAUUCUUGAGCAGGGUAGACAGCUUCAUGCUUAUGCUCUGACUGUUGGUUUGGAUCAGACAGCGCUGAUACGAAGUGCUCUGAUAAAUAUGUAUUCGAAAUGUGGGAGCUUACAAGAUGCUGAAAAGACUUUCUCUCUGUCACAUAAUGAUGAUAUAGUGUCAUGGACAGCCAUGAUAAAUGGAUAUGCUGAACAUGGACACAGCCGGGAAGCCAUUGAUUUAUUUGAGAAGCUUCGUCAUUUUGGUUUGAGGCCAGACCCCGUUACACUUAUUGGUGUUCUUAGCGCUUGUAGCCAUGUUGGACUCCUUGAGCUCGGUUUUCACUACUUUGAUUCAAUGACUAAAGAGUACGAAAUAGCUCCUUCCAAAGAGCACUAUGGUUGCAUGAUCGACCUCCUAUGCCGGGCUGGAAGACUACAAGAAGCCGAGAAUAUGAUCAAAAGCAUGCCUGUGGAGAGGGAUGAUGUUGUUUGGUCGACUCUGCUUAGAGCCAGCAGAGAACACGGUGAUGUUGAGCGUGCAAGGACUGCAGCAGAGCAACUUCUUCAACGGGAUCCAGAUUGUGCAGGGACCCAUAUCACACUGGCUAAUAUCUAUGCCUCGAGAGGGAAAUGGAGCGAAGCAGCGCAAGUGAGGAAACUGAUGAAAUCAAAAGGUGUUAUCAAGGAAACUGGGUGGUCUUGGAUAAAAAUCAAGGAUCAGGUUUCUGCAUUCGUAGCCGGUGACAGAACUCAUCCACUGUGUGAAGAUAUGUACUGCAUUUUGAAGUUGAUAGCUUCAAAAGAUGAUCUCACAUUCCAGGAACUUGCUUCAGUCCUAUCUGUUACAGAGGGUUAGCAAGUGAUAUGAGAUUCUGAUUUCUGUUCCAUUUACCAGACUAGCCACAAGAUGCAGUGGCUUUUGCUUGAAGUUAAUGUUUCACUAGACUUUCAAGCAAGCAAUUUGUUUCUUUAUUCUGGGCUAUGAGAAACGAUUGAGUUUCUGUCAGCUGUUCUGGUCAAGGAUGGGAACUGGCACCAGAAAAGGGCAUGCCAUCAGUUCUUCCAGCACCAAAAAAAUCAUGCCAUGACAGCAUUUGAGCUGCGAUAGUAUGGAAAUACGAGUCACGACACUUCAGAAAGAGCUCCCGUUUCAAGGAAGUAUGGAUCAAUAUUCUGAUGAUUUCUUGAUGUAUACAAAAGUUGUACUUGUUUGUCAUGGUUUCUUUCAUUGCAUUAAGUAUAACAAGAGAAUGAUUUGUGCUCAUCCAGUUGAGCAAUGAUUUAUGAUCCUAUCAAGAAAAUUCAGAGCUGCAAAAAGAAUAUUAAAGAGAUUUAAUCUGAAUUUUUCUAUACAUCAGUAAGCCAGGACUGGUAACUAUGAAUAACAAAAGAAACAACGAUUCCAAUGGCACCCAAAGUGAUGGCAAUUCUAGCCCACAAGAUGGAUAUGAACCAGUUCAGCACAAAGCUGUUCCAUGACCAGAACCAGAUGCACCCAAAGGUGAAUCCCACGAUUGCUCCCACAACCACUUGGCUAACUGUAUGAAGCCGUUGGGAAAUCCGCAGCCAUGC